UCUAUUUCGUUUGUGCUUGGUCCUACGUGACACUCUCAUCUAGAAUUCCAUUUUCCACUCUCUCUGCAUUUCUACUUCUCGUUUAUCCCAAAACAGUGUAUCCCUUUUGCCGCGGCGAAUGUGACAAGAUGCCGAGAAUGGAGGACAUUCUGAACCUUCCAGUGCAAGACCCUGUUUGUCCCGAGUUUUCUGCUGCUCACAUAAAUUGGGUUAAAUUGGAAGGUGGUCGCCAAGGUGGUGAUGAUAUUGCCCUCAUUCCUUUUGCCAGAGUUGAUGAUUUUGUGAAAGGUGAAUCAUCCAACCCCGAAUGUCCUGCGAGUUUCCGGGUAGAAUCGAGAAGGAAGAGACCUGUAGGCAGCAUUGCCAAACCAAGGGUUGAUGGUUAUCUCGAAUACACACUAUACUGGUGUUCUUAUGGUCCUGAAGACUACCGAGAGAGUGACUCGGGUGUAGGGGAUGGCACGAGCACCAAACCUGCUUCAGGGAAGGGGAGUAGGCCAGGUCGGCGUCAUAUGAUGAGAGGGUGCCUUUGCCAUUUCACUGUUAAGAGACUGUACACCCGGCCCCUCAUUGCGCUAAUCAUAUAUAACCAAAGAAAGCACGUGGAUAAAUCAGGGGCGCCAUGUCAUGGGUUACUUGACAGGGAUGCAGUAGGGACAAGAGCUAUGUAUGCUCCACGAAUUUCGGAUGAGUUACGCCAGAAAGUGAUGUAUAUGCUUUAUGUUGGAAUAUCUUUGGACAAGAUAAUACAACACCAUGCAGAGGGGAUGCAGAAGCAAGGUGGGCCCCAAAACCGUGAUGAUUUCCUCACUCGAAAUGAUGUGCGUAACAUGGAAAGGACUAUUCGAAAUUCUUCUCAUGAGCUACAUGAAAAUGAUGAAUACAGUGUAAAGAUAUGGAUUCAGCGCCAUCAGAAGCAUGUUUUUUAUUUCCAAGAUAACUCAGGUUCAGAACCAUUUGUCUUGGGUAUACAGACAGAUUGGCAGCUGCAACAAAUGCUUCGUUAUGGAAAUAAUAGUUUCCUUUCUUUUCAUUCGAGUUUUGGCUUGAAGAAGAUUAAGUAUCCCGUAUGUUCUUUACUUGUUUUCAAUGCAUCUCAAAAUGCAAUUCCGGUUGCUUGGAUCAUCACUUCAUCUUUUGUUGGUAAAGCUAUUCAUAAAUGGAUUCUAUUGCUAUCUGAAAAAUUGCGAACCAAGGAUCCCAGAUGGAGGCCCAAUGCUAUUGUGGUUGAUGAUCCAUCUUUGGACUAUUCUAUCAUAAGAGAGGCUUUCCAGUGUCGCAUCCUAUUAUGUUCCUGGCAUGUUCGCCGUUCUUGGAUUAAAAAACUUUUCAAAAAAUGCUGCAACAUUGAGGUGCAAAGGGAGAUGUUUAGGCACUUGGGAUGGAUUCUGUACUGUACAAGAGGUUGGCCGAAUGCCAUGGAUGCAGUUGAAGAGCUUAUGCAAAUUUUUGUCGACCAGUGUGCCUUCAUGGACUAUUUCAAGAGCCACUGGCUAGCUAGUAUAGAUAUGUGGAUUAAUGCCAUAAAAUCACUCCCCGUGACAACUCCUGAGACACAUGCUGCAAUAGAAUCCUAUCACCUAAAUUUAAAAUCCAUUCUUUUGAAGGAGAAUUAUGCUAAUUUCUGGUUAAGAGUUGAUUGGUUGAUCCACACUUUAACUACUGAAUUUCACUCGUUAUACUGGCUAGAUCAAUACAGUUUAGAGACUGGGUAUUUUGAGAAUCUACGGAACAAUUCUUUCUCAUCUAAUGCUUGGUAUCAUGCUCUUCAAAUUCCAGAUGUGGAUGUCAUACUGGAUGAGCAAAAUCUCCAUCUUUCCAAAGUUUUGUCUCAGACUGACAGAAGUUUAAUGUAUACAGUUUGGAAUCCUGGUUCAGAAUUUUCACUUUGUGAUUGUUCCUGGUCCAGGCUGGGAAACCUCUGUAAACAUGUCAUCAAGGUGGCCACUUUCUGCAGAAGCCGACAGGUUGCAAGACCAUCAUUGUCUGCUCAAGUUUAUAAACAGGCUUUGCUGACUCUUCUUCAUAAUCCUCCUGAUGAUCCUUUAGUUCUGGAUCAUACAAUUCUACAUGUGACCCGUUUGCAACAAGACAUUAAAGCCUUGGAAGAAUUGUCCAACAGUGGAUUGCUCCAGCCUAUAGCUCCUGAUUUGAGUUCUCCAAUGACUGAAAAUCCUCUUCCUUUUCAGCGCAUCCAGAAAGGAUAAAAAGGGAUAUAACCGUGCUUUCAACGAGGUUCCAUAACUAUUUGGUCCAUGAAACCACAACACUCUUUGCAGAAGUUACAGUCUUGAAGUGCUACUUAUGGUCCGAACAUUUAUUUGUAAAGCAUUCUUGACCUUCCAAAUACAGUGUAGGUGGAGUUUGACCAAUGGUUAUCGGAAGUUUGAGGAUGAAGAUGAACUCCAGGGAGCCAAAAGAAAUGAGAAGGGAAGGAACAACCCAGUCUAGGUUAUGUUGAGGUUCAUAAAUGCAUUGAGACUUUAAGGUGUUUUGCAGAUCAAACCACCACGCAGUCAGUGUCGUGAUCAUUGGAAGAGAUAUUCAUUUGAUAUGGUGUCUCUUGGUGUAGGAUACUCGGGUGAUAAGUCGUUAGAUGUCACAUGAUAAAAGGUGCGAAGAAAUGUGAACCAAGACGUGCGCUUAGGCAAUGAGCCCUGCCACAUGAUAAAAGAUGAGCCCUGCCACAUGAUAAAAGAUGCGAAGAAAUGUGAACCAAGACGUGCGCUUAGGCAAUGAGCCCUGCCGAUCCACCUUACUUAAGUUCAACAUGAGCAUCAUCAGAAGAGAUAUUACUCUCUCUAAAAAGAAAAGAGACUUGCACGGUUGAGGUAUCCAAAAGUACAGUUUGAGAUCGAUUGAAAUUUAUGGGGCAUUGUUUUUUGUUCUACCCAUAAGGGGGUAUGCUCAUAAGGGGCUUCUUGAAUAAGGUAAUUUUUAAGCAAUUUGUCAAAAAAUGUAAAAUAAAAUAAUAAUAAUAAUAAUAAAUACUAGUUAAGAGUA
Molecule: messenger RNA, 3003 nt
Organism: Cajanus cajan (pigeon pea)
Lineage: Eukaryota; Viridiplantae; Streptophyta; Magnoliopsida; Fabales; Fabaceae
Source: RefSeq, a predicted model, not a curated record